Messenger RNA from Hemibagrus wyckioides, 1350 nucleotides. RefSeq names its product chloride channel, nucleotide-sensitive, 1A (gene clns1a). NCBI's taxonomy places the organism in Eukaryota, Metazoa, Chordata, Actinopteri, Siluriformes, Bagridae. Gene Ontology annotation, biological process: cell volume homeostasis; mRNA cis splicing, via spliceosome; spliceosomal snRNP assembly. The coding region runs from base 321 to 1073 and encodes 250 amino acids. The transcript is spliced from 7 exons. Gene Ontology annotation, cellular component: methylosome; cytosol; pICln-Sm protein complex. The record is from RefSeq and is a predicted model, not a curated record.
AUAGAUUGUGGUUUGGACGCGCCCCUGUAGUUCAUGUGGCGCGCGCAUGGAAACGACAAAUUAACGUGUAGCACUGUGGCCAUUAAACUAAAAAGUAGUUUCUUUCCAAAAAAAAAAACUGCAUGCUUUUAUCUGUCUAAACAGUAUUGUGCAAAACUAAACCGACAGUAUUUAUUUUUAUACAGAGAAUAACAGGUCAGUUGCUAUUUGAGGCUAGCCGCUAUUUAGCAUCUUCUUGUUUAGCCCCUUAGCCAAGCUAGCUAGCUCUGGGAAGUAAACACCGGGACAGGUGAGGUGUUUUAUACUCAGGUUGGGAAAAUAUGGUUUUGUUAAAAAGUUUGCCUCCUCCUGCUGAGGGAGUUCGGCAUCAGCAGGCAGAGACUACAGCGGUUUUAGACGGUAAAGGAAUCGGCACUGGGACGCUGUAUGUGGCCGAGUCGUGCCUGUCAUGGUUCAAUGGCUCAGGAAUGGGUUUCUCGCUGGAGUAUCCCUCCAUCAGUCUGCACGCCAUCUCUCGAGACCUGAGUGCUUAUCCACAGGAGCAUCUGUACGUGAUGGUUAACAAAAAACUGAACGCAGAUGAAAAUGAGGCUGAGAUGCGGGAGAAAACUCCGGAUGAUGAAGGCGAAGAGGACAGCGACGAUGACGACGACGAAGGCGGGGAUGAAGAUGAGGUCAUCACAGAAAUCCGAUUUGUGCCCACUGAUAAAGCAGCUUUGGAGUCCAUGUUUUCCGCCAUGUGUGACUGCCAGGCCUUGCACCCUGACCCUGAGGACGCAGACUCUGACAAUGAGGAGUUUGAAGGGGAGGAGUAUGAAGAGGAAGAGGAGGAGACUGGCCAGGUUGACGUACCCACCUUCUACACAUAUGAGGAAGGUUUGUCACACCUGACCGCAGAGGGCCAGGCCACGCUGCAGAGACUGGAAGGGAUGCUCGCUCAGUCAGUCACGCAACAGUUUCACAUGGCUGGAGUUCGCACAGAUGAGCCGUCAGCUGAGUUUGAAGAUGGAAUGGAAGUCGACCCAAAUUCCGCAGUAGCUGGACAGUUUGAUGAUGCUGAUGUUGAUCACUGAUGCAGUACACUUCACAGCUGCUAACCGAAGCACUUAAGGGCCUCUGAGUGACCGGGACGCGUUCAGCAAGCCGUCUUCUCCAGUCUGCGCCUUAUGUUAAGUGGAGCUGCUGGAUUUCAACACAGGUUUCCCCCAAUGCCAGCUCUGUUUCUGUGUUACGUUUUGUAUUCGUCUUUCAGACCAAAAUAAAGUGCUCUCUGAAAACUGUCAUUUGUAUUAAAUGUCAUGAAAAUAAAAUGUUCUUUUUUUUUUUUUGUAUAAAGCUCUUGUAAAAGAU